Molecule: messenger RNA, 811 nt
Organism: Trichoplusia ni (cabbage looper)
Lineage: Eukaryota; Metazoa; Arthropoda; Insecta; Lepidoptera; Noctuidae
Exons: 2
Coding region: 106-363 (85 amino acids)
Source: RefSeq, a predicted model, not a curated record
UUUUAUAUCAUAACACUUAAUACAUCUGUCUCACCCAAUAUCUGUCAAAAUUUUGUUGUUGAUUUUCUCUCAGAACAUUCGGUUUUUAAAUAUUAAAAAGAAACCAUGUCGAUCUCCCCGUUCUUGCGGUCCCCAUUCACCGAUGUCACUGGUGGCUUGGUGUCACAGCAAAUGCUGGGGCGGUGCCAGAAGCAAGAAGGCCGCUUUAUGGACUGCCUGGAGGCCUACGGCUUAGACCGCGGAAAGGUCAAGUGCGCCUCACUAUUUGAAGACUUCCAUGAAUGUCAAACAUCCACGAAACAGUUCAAACGAUUCAUGGUAAGAAUUCAAUCUCGGAACUUAAUUUUAUGGUCUGAAAACUGAGUUUAAAAAUUGUUUACCACUUUGUAAAACAUAAAAUGCCAUAAACAAAGAGAGACCGAUUGUUUCGUUUCCAUAAAAGAAAAAACAAAACGUAAUUUAAUCAGACCAAUUUAGUUUCUUUUUUUUUAUCGUUGUUCUGCUAUCCUGCGGCAGCAGUAUCGAAACGCCAAUCUGUUGGUUGUUCAUGUACGCACCAAACCAAUCAAAUUCGACGGCAUGACUCGCGCGAAGUUCGUUAGAGUCGCCAACGCCUCCUAGCGUCAGUUUUCAAAAAAGGAAGCGCGCGCGCGGCACGGUACGAUAUCGCGGCUCAACUAAAACCGAAAACCGAUUACACCUCCUAUUAAAACCGUGUGAAAUCAUCAGCCAGUAGCCUUCAUCAUCUCAGGAUCACCAACGGAGUGGAAGCUCAACGAAUAGUGCAGGUCGCAGCCCAGGAUUCACAAGG